GAGAGUAAACCUGCAGAAUGGAUUUAAGAGUCACCUGCAGAAGAGCAGUGUUUGCUGGUGGUGGUUCAGUUCUGAUACCGAGUUUUCAAUAACACUGAACAGAAAAGACGCUCUCACCGAAGACCAGAAGACCUUAGCUUCAUAUGGGAUUGUUUCUGGUGAUUUGAUCUGCUUGUUACUCAGAGAAGCAGAUGGACAACCCAACCUACCUCUUCCUCCUACUACUACUUGUCCCCCACUUCAGAAUGGGCAUGAGCCGUCCACCUUGAUCCCCCACACAAGUCAGGCCAACAGUCCACAAGAAGAAGGUCAGAGUGAGCAAUCUGACAACCAGAAAGCUCAGAUGGAAGUUCAAAUGAGUGAUGAAAGAGCAGGAUCCAGCCUGGAAUUUCCUUCUGGAUUAGUCCCAGAAGAUGUUGCCGUGGAAGAAGGCACAGGUUCCUAUACCUCUGAACCCAUGCUGUGUGGUGAAGCUGCUGAUGGCGAAAUACCCCAUUCCUUAGAGAUGCUCUACCUUUCUGCUGAGUGUACCAGUGCCACUGAUGCCUUGAUUGUUCUAGUUCAUCUUCUCAUGAUGGAAACAGGCUAUGUACCUCAGGGGACAGAAGCCAAGGCAGUGUCUAUGCCAGAGAAAUGGAGAGGGAAUGGUGUUUAUAAGCUACAGUACACACAUCCCCUUUGUGAAGAAGGUUCUGCUGGUUUGAUUUGUGUACCUCUGGGAGAUCUUGUUGUUAUUAAUGCAACAUUAAAAAUCAACAAAGAGAUAAAAAGUGUUAAGAGAAUCCAGCUAUUGCCAGCAUCCUUUGUUUGCUUCAAUGACCCAGAGAAGGUUGCAGGCGUUUACAAAGACCUUCAGAAAUUAUCCUGUCUCUUUAAAGACCAGCUGGUUUACUCUCUCCUGGCUGCUGCCCGACAAGCUCUGAACUUGCCAGAUGUCUUUGGACUAGUGGUCCUUCCUCUUGAGCUCAAACUUCGGAUAUUCAGACUCCUGGAUGUGCGUUCACUCCUCUCUCUCUCUGCUGUGUGCCGUGACCUUUACACAGCCUCAAAUGACCAACUUCUGUGGAGGUUUAUGUACCUGCGGGAUUUCCGAGAUCCCACUGUGAGACCUCGUGACACAGACUGGAAAGAACUAUACAAGAAAAAGUUGAAACAGAAGAAGGCGGCCCCGAGAUGGAGGCACAUGAUGUUUAUGCCCCCGACACCACCUCAAAGCCUCUUUCAUUCCAACCCGUUCUAUCCUAAUCCCUUUCCUCCCAACCCAUUCCCUUCAAAUCCAAUCUAUCCCCAGUCUAUCAUUGGUGGAGAAUAUGAUGAGAGACCAACACUUCCAUAUGUUGGAGACCCAAUUAACUCACUCAUUCCUGGCCCGGGAGAGGGACCAGGUCAGUUUCCUCCAUUCACACCACAUUUUGACCCAAUUGGUUCCUUGCCUGGAGCAAACCCUACACUUCCAGGCCGAGCUGGUCCCAGUGACAGGUUUCCACCCAGACCCAGCCGGGGCCGCCCCGUGGACAUUCGCUGUACAUACACUUGAUUGCUGCUUUUUUCUGCCCUGAGUUUUGUAGUGGCUGAGCUUUGCUUUCUAACUGCAGGAGAUUGCAAAUCCCAGGCACUAACAUCUGCCUUCUCUUCAGGUUGUGUCAAGAACAUGUGUGCA
Molecule: messenger RNA, 1660 nt
Organism: Acanthisitta chloris (rifleman)
Lineage: Eukaryota; Metazoa; Chordata; Aves; Passeriformes; Acanthisittidae
Gene: FBXO7
Product: F-box protein 7
Exons: 9
Biological process (GO): autophagy of mitochondrion; positive regulation of autophagy of mitochondrion
Molecular function (GO): protein kinase binding
Source: RefSeq, a predicted model, not a curated record